AUGGAGAUGCUGAAGGCCCGCUUCGCGCCAGCCUGGCUUUACCAGACCCUCCGAUCGAGGCUUGUGUUAUCAGACUUAUUUCGCGAGUUGGGGUUCCAGCAAAUAUCAAGUAAAUACUGCGAAAAAUAUCUUGUGAAGUCAAUUUCUGAGACAUCGGCCAGUGUGGCAUCAAUUCACUUGAUCCAUGAGGCCUCUCACUCGAAAAGGAAUUUCAAGUCGUUUGGAUGGCUAAGGCUGCCGACGACCACUCGAAGUACUGAAAACGAAUUGGCAACAUGGAACCCACCGAUUGUAAAUGUUGCUGAUUGA
Messenger RNA from Puccinia graminis f. sp. tritici CRL 75-36-700-3, 309 nucleotides. RefSeq lists its product as uncharacterized. Lineage: Eukaryota; Fungi; Basidiomycota; Pucciniomycetes; Pucciniales; Pucciniaceae. The coding region runs from base 1 to 309 and encodes 102 amino acids. The record is from RefSeq and is a predicted model, not a curated record. The transcript is spliced from 2 exons.